This is a messenger RNA of Perognathus longimembris pacificus (Pacific pocket mouse), 1083 nucleotides long. Its product is annotated as proteasome adapter and scaffold protein ECM29-like. The record is from RefSeq and is a predicted model, not a curated record. Gene Ontology annotation, molecular function: molecular adaptor activity. Gene Ontology annotation, cellular component: nucleus; cytoplasm. NCBI's taxonomy places the organism in Eukaryota, Metazoa, Chordata, Mammalia, Rodentia, Heteromyidae. The coding region runs from base 1 to 1083 and encodes 360 amino acids. The transcript is spliced from 6 exons. Gene Ontology annotation, biological process: proteasome assembly.
AUGGAGACCGGCUCGGACUCAGGUCAGGGCCGGGGUGGACGUCGGGUUGCUCGGCGCGUGGCGGGGGCCGGGCUCCGGGGUGCACGGCCGCCGCGUGGCGGGCUGGCGCGGGGAGCGCUGGCGGCGGCAGGUGGGCCGGGCGAGCGCGGGAGCGGGGGAGCCGGGGAGCGCGGCCGGCGUGAGCCCGGCGAGCGCGGCGCCGAGCUGCAGAGCCGCCGCGCGCGGGGACCCGGCCGCACGGGCGGCGGCGACUCCGCAGAGGCGCGGAGCCUGCGGGAGCGUCCGAGGCGCCGACGCUCUCGUCGCCGCGGAGGACGCCGGGCAGCCCGCGGUGACGGCGGGGCGGGUCUCGAGGGCGCUGUGAGGCCCCGCGCGAGUGACCGCGGGCGGCCUCCCCUCUUCUCCCGCCCCACGCCAGGGCCUCCCCCUCCACCCCCGGCCGCGGCGAGCCCCCCGCGCCGGCCGUCCGCGCCCUCCCUCGCGCGCCCCUCCCCGCCUCCUUCCCUCGCUCCCCGGCGCAACAUGGCUGCUGCCGCCGCCUCCGCCUCCCAGGACGAGCUGAAUCAGCUUGAACGGGUCUUUUUACGACUUGGCCAUGCUGAAACAGAUGAACAGUUACAAAAUAUUAUAUCUAAAUUCCUUCCUCCUGUUUUGCUCAAAUUAUCCAGCACCCAAGAAGGAGUACGGAAAAAGGUAAUGGAACUACUGGUUCAUUUGAAUAAGCGUAUAAAAAGCCGCCCCAAAAUACAACUCCCAGUAGAGACAUUGUUGGUUCAGUACCAGGAUCCUGCUGCAGUUUCCUUUGUCACAAAUUUUACUAUAAUUUAUGUUAAGAUGGGCUAUCCUCGUCUGCCAGUAGAAAAGCAAUGUGAACUGGCCCCUACACUUCUUACUGCCAUGGAGGGGAAGCCUCAGCCACAGCAGGACAGCUUAAUGCAUCUUUUAAUACCAACCCUUUUUCACAUGAAAUACCCUGUUGAAUCAUCAAAAUCAGCUUCUCCGUUUAAUCUUGCUGAGAAACCAAAGACUGUGCAGCUGCUUUUGGACUUCAUGUUAGAUGUUCUUCUAAUGCCUUAUGGGUGA